AUGGCUUCUCCGAGGACAGUCGUUCGUCAAGAGUCGUAUGCGGGUCAUCGCGGGAUUACAUUCAGUGACCACAGGCCGGUCUCCGCCGACUUUCUUCUGGAGGUACCUCUUGUGGACAAUGUACAGUUCAAUGCAGCUGUCAAGACAUGUUACCACAAAGUGGGUGAUAUGGAGGAAAGUGAACAGCCGCCCAAAGUCAAGCUUGACCAGACGUUAUUGGAUUUCGGCGUGGUAUCGUACGUACGGAUUGCUCCACUCACUGCUCUUCAGAGACCUUGUGCCUAUCGCUUUGUGCCUCUCGAGUCGGACGGUUGCAUACAUCCAGAGUGGCUGAAGAUUGAGCCCAUGACGGGACUAUUGCUUCCUGGCGAAGGGAGCAACAUUUCAUUGACUAUCUGCAUCGAUAAACAGUCGGCGCCUCCCCUGAAUAUGCGACACGCUCGGCUCGAUUGCACCCUGAUUAUGCAUACAUUGUUCGGCAAAGAUCACUUCAUUACUGUCCACGGAGACUAUCAGCCGACAUGCUUCGCCACGACUUUAUCAGACCUAGUCAGGCUGCCAGGACCAGUGCGGGAACUUAACAAAGCUGAUCAGCUCCUACCUCAGACUCAGGCUGCCAAUGCGCCCCGGGAAAUCAUGAGACUGAUUAACUGGCUGAUGACUCAUGCCACUGAUACUCGAGAUCUCUUUCUUACUGCCGCUGAUGAAGAAUUAUCUCUUGACACGGGUUCAGAGUUUCCUUUCAAGCCUGGAACCGAUGGGCAAUAUGACCGCACAAUCAAGAUUGCCUUCGGAGAGACUAUGGUGCGGUUCUUAGAUUCCCUGGUCGAGCCUGUAGUCCCGAGCCAGUUGCACUCCAAAUGCUUGCAAGUCGUGGAUCGCGACGAAGCUUUCGAGGUCUUGAACGAGUUCCCAAGCGAAUCUGUCAAUGUCUGGAUAUCAUUCACGGCCUUCCUGCAUUUCGUUUGCCAGCAAUCCGAUGACAAGACUGAAGAAACUUCUCCCACUCCACCAAGCAAAGCUCACAUACUAGCCUCCAUCUUUGCGCCCAGUUUAAUGCGUGAUGACCCAUCUGUAUACCCUCCUGCCUCUCCAGUUGGAAAGCAGAAAUUUGUACUCUUUUUCAUUAGCUGA
Gloeophyllum trabeum ATCC 11539 is the source of this 1134-nucleotide messenger RNA. RefSeq lists its product as uncharacterized. Gene Ontology annotation, biological process: signal transduction. Lineage: Eukaryota; Fungi; Basidiomycota; Agaricomycetes; Gloeophyllales; Gloeophyllaceae. The transcript is spliced from 11 exons. The record is from RefSeq and is a predicted model, not a curated record. Bases 1 to 1134 code for a protein of 377 amino acids.